Molecule: messenger RNA, 4846 nt
Organism: Labrus mixtus (cuckoo wrasse)
Lineage: Eukaryota; Metazoa; Chordata; Actinopteri; Labriformes; Labridae
Gene: ccar1
Product: cell division cycle and apoptosis regulator 1
Exons: 25
Coding region: 51-3839 (1262 amino acids)
Biological process (GO): regulation of DNA-templated transcription
Cellular component (GO): nucleus
Source: RefSeq, a predicted model, not a curated record
UGCCAAUCAUCAGCCUUGUGAGCAGAGAUUUCCCAUUACCUGAGAGAGCGAUGGCCCAAUUUGGGGGACAAAAGAAUCCGCCGUGGGCAACUCAAUUUGCAACCACAGCGGUGUCCCAGCCAGGCCACUCGGGACAGUCUCUUGACCUCAACAGUCUGCACUCUCUUGGUGUGCAACAGUCAUCUCUUCUGGGAGCCUCUCCCUCAGUGUACUCUCAGCAGUCCGCCUUGGCUGCAGUCUCCCUCAGUAACCAGUCUGCUGCAAACUAUCAGCUUUCUCAGCAAACUGCUGCCUUGCAGCAGCAGGCUGCAGCAGCUGCUGCUGCAGCAUUACAGCAGUCCCAGAUAAAUUCUGCCCUCCAGCAGUAUCAGCAACAACAGCAGCAGCAGCAACAACAACAACAACAACAACAACAACAACAACAACAACAACAGCAGCAGCAACAGCAGCAACCUCCGCAGCAACCCCCUCAACAGCAACUGUACAAUGUACCUCAUCAGCUUCCACAGCCUCAACAGGCAUUGCUCUCUCAGCCCCCAGUUGCCCUGCCCACCAGCCUUAGUCUGUCCAACCCCCAGCAAACAGCCCAGAUUACUGUAUCCUAUCCAACACCCCGCUCAAGCCACCAACAGCAGACGCAGCCACAGAAGCAGCGAGUGUUCACUGGAGUCGUCAACAAGCUACAUGACACAUUUGGCUUUGUAGAUGAGGAUGUCUUCUUUCAGCUAAGUGCUGUAAAGGGAAAGACUCCACAAGUGGGUGACAGGGUCCUAGUGGAAGCUGUGUACAACCCCAACAUGCCCUUCAAGUGGAACGCCCAGCGCAUCCAAACCUUACCUCAGCUAACAAAUCAGUCGCAUCAGCAGCAGCCUCAGCCUUUACCUCAAGCUUCCCCACAGCUGGGCGGCCUUUAUAAUGAGCCAGGGAUGCAGCUGCGCUACUCAGACAUGCACUCCGCUGUGGACAACAGACAAAAUAGCCAACAACAACCUCCUAAUAUGAUGAAGACAGCCCCCAACAUGCUACAGUCACUACCUCCUCCAAACACAUUCGGUGUUCCGAACCAGGCCCCCCCUCCAUCUCUCCUCCAGGCCCAGCUUUCUGCUGCCUCUCUGGCCCCUCUCCUCCAAAACCCCCCACAGCCUCUGUUGCCACAGCCUCCACCCAAAGAUGUGUUUACUGGCGGUCUGCUUCAGCCUCCAGUUAGAAUGAUGCCUCAACCACAGCCAGUACGAAGAAUCGAGCCUCCACCUCGUUUCCCUAGUCGCAAUGACAGAGGCCCUGAGCUCAUCCUGAGGACUAAAGAGGAACGCAGGGACAGAGAUCGGGAGCGCAGGCGGUCACGUGAACGCUCACCCACACGGAAACGUUCCAGAGAGCGUUCUCCUAGACGUGAACGCUCACCUCGACGGCCUCGCAGGGUGGUUCCUCGCUACACGGUCCAGUUUUCGAAGUUUAGCUUAGAUGGGUCCAGCUGUGACAUGAUGGAGCUGAGAAGGCGCUAUCAGAGCCUCUACAUUCCCAGCGACUUCUUUGAUGCUGUCUUCACAUGGGUGGAUGCCUUCCCUAUGACCAGGCCCUUCCAGUUUAGUAAUGCCUGUAACUUUCACAUCUUGCACAAAGAGGUGGAUCCUCUAGUCAAGAAUACGGCCGUGCUGGACCCUCCAGAUGCCAAUCACACCUACAGCGCAAAGGUGAUGCUGCUGGCUAACCCCAGUAUAGAGGAGCUCUAUCACAAGUCCUGUGCUCUGGCAGAGGACACCCAGGAAGUCAAAGACUCCUUCCAACAUCCUGCUAGACUCAUCAAGUUUUUGGUGGGAAUGAGAGGUAAAGAUGAGGCCAUGGCCAUUGGUGGUCACUGGUCUCCCUCUCUGGAUGGAGCUGACCCAGAGAAGGAUCCUUCUGUCCUUAUAAAGACAGCCAUACGCUGUUGCAAGGCCCUCACAGGCAUAGACCUUAGUCUGUGCACUCAGUGGUAUCGUUUUGCAGAGAUUCGCUAUCAUCGGCCGGAGGAGACACACAAGGGGCGGACAGUCCCUGCUCAUGUGGAGACAGUGGUUUUGUUUCUGCCGGAUGUUUGGCAUUGUCUUCCUACCCGCUCAGAGUGGGAGGUGCUGUCACGGCGACUCCGGGAGCAGCUGGCUGAGAAGCUGUCGGCCGAGCGAAAGGAGGCGGAUGGAGAACAGGAGGAAGAGGAGAAGGAUGAUGAUGAAUCAAAGGAUGUUAGCACUCCCUCUCACUGGGCUAAACUUGACCCGAAAUCAAUGAAGGUGAAUGACCUGCGCAAAGAGCUCGAUUGCCGCUCUCUAAGCUCUAAGGGGUUAAAGUCACAGCUCAUAGCUCGCCUUACCAAGCAGCUGAAGGUGGAGGAGCAGAUGGAAGAGUCCAAGGAGCCAGAGAAGCCAGAGAUCAAAGUUCCUGAGGAGGAGGAGCCAGCUCGUGCAGAGGAAGACAGAGAGGAGGAGGAAAAGAAGAGGCAGGAAGAGCUUGAGCGCCAGCGGAGGGAAAGGCGCUACAUUCUCCCUGAUGAGCCAACCAUCAUUGUACAUCCCAACUGGGCAGCGAAAAAUGGCAAAUUUGACUGCAGUGUCAUGUCUUUGAGUGUGCUGCUGGACUACAGACUGGAAGAUAACAAGGAGCAUUCAUUUGAGGUUUCUCUAUUUGCUGAGCUGUUUAAUGAGAUGCUACAGAGAGACUUUGGCUACCGCAUUUACAAAGCCUUCGCCGCUUUUCCUUCCAAAGACGAGAAGAAGGAAAAAGAGAAGAAGGCCAAAAAGGAGGCAGAAAAGAAGGAGGCAGAAAAGCGUGAAAUAAAGAAGGAAAAAGAAGAGGAGAAUGAAGAACCAGCUGUGAAGAAGACCAAAGAGGAUGAGGAAGAGAAGAAGAAGGGUGAUGAAAAGACUGUGAAGAAAGAGUCGUCUCGAGAUGAGGACGAGAAUGAAGAUGAUGGCAGCACAGCCAAUGCUGAGGAAUAUGACCCCAUGGAGGCAGAAGAUGCAGAUGACGAUGAGGAGGAUGACAAAGAUGAUGACGACUCCAAUGACAGAGACAGGAAAGACCGCAAGGAUGACCGCAAGUCUUCAAAGGAGAGGUCCUCAAAGGACAAGGAGAAGAAGCAGAUGGUCACACACAACAAGGAUCUGCUGAUGGCGUUUGUCUACUUUGACCAGAGCCACUGUGGCUAUUUGCUGGAGAGAGACCUGGAGGAGAUUUUGUACACACUGGGACUCCAUCUUUCUCGUGCUCAGAUUAAGAAGCUGUUGAACAAACCGGUGAUCAGAGAAUCUUGUUACUACCGUAAACUGACAGACCGGGGGAAAGACGAACCCAUCCCCUCCUUGAAUGAAGCCCAGAUAGAGAACCUCACUGGUAACCGGGGACUACUUGCUGCUUCUAAAGCUCAUUCUCAGUUAGAGACCAGUGAGACCAGUAAUCUGAUGGUUUAUAACGGGGCCUUGGUCGACAUCGGCAGCAUGCUGCAGAAACUGGAGAAGAGUGAAAAGUCAAGAGAAGAGAUAGAACAGAAGCUCAUGGUGCAGGAUGCCAAAAUGGAUGAAGAUGCAAAGGUUAAAGCACAGUUAGAACAAGCCAAUAAAUCCUUGUCCAAGGAGCUGGAGGAUGUGAAGAGCAGUCUGAGCCACACUGAGGAGACUCUGAAGUCGGUGGAGGACCAGAAGACGACCUACCAUGACCACCUUAGCAGGACAUCCAGCACUUUGAUGUCCACCGUCAAAGGCCUAAUGGCACUGCUGAAAAAGGAUCAGGAGGUCGACGAGUCUGCUGAUGAAGUCUGUGGGGGUCACAUACAGACGUCUCAAACAAACGGCGCUGAUGAAUGAAAGACACGUUUGUUCUAACUGAAGCUAAACUGUAACGGUGAUUAUCUUAAGAAUUGUAAAUAUUCACUAAACAAGCUUAAUUUGACUUUGUUUUUGUUUUUUGGACCUAUUGUUUCCCAAUAACAUGUUUAAAUUAAAAAUGAUUAGUUCUCUUGUGUUAACUUUACUUUAGUCUCCGACUCUCUGUUUACAAUCGUUCGUUUUUUUUCUGAGCGAUUAAUUUUGUACGAAACAAAGAAUAGCUGUGACAACGCUUUGAAACGCUUAUGUUCAUAGUUAAGAGUGGGUUGUGUUCAGUUGCUCACCUUUUUUUCGUUGGUUAAGUCGGUCAUGGCCAAAAGAAACGCCUCCAUGUAGAUUGAAAUGCCAGUAUUUCUGAUUUGAUUUUUCUUGUUUGAGAUUUUAGUUUUUCUAAUGAGCAAUAAUGAUGCUAUUUAUGUGCAAGAGGAUGCAUUAAACACUAUAUUAAAAAAAAGAAACUCAUCUUGGUUUGAGAGGGUCGAAGGGGGCUUGAUGUUCAGAUAUCAUUUCCUGCAAGUUGUCCCAGUCUGCUGUUUAGACAUGGUCGUUUAAAAACAAAACAAUUUAAUUCAGAAACAACUUUCCUUCUGAUUUAUACAGUUUCCUGUUUGUUUUUUUCAAACUCAUGGCUAUGCAUGGAUCCUGCCUCUCUUGGACCUUCUUACUGUCUGCAUCUCCUGACUGUGUCCCCUGAAUGCUGCACCGCCAUUAACAGUUUACAUGUUUACUGUGACAAGCAGCUCUCUUUGUUUUCUGACGAAGAAAACCACACACGAACCAAAAGAAAAGCUCAAUGAAUGUGUGCUCUGCAAAGACAUGAACAUUUUAAAAUCCAUCUCUGAACUGUGUGCGUUGGUUUGGGUUUGUCGUAGACAAACGGCACAAUUACAUUCAAAUGUGCUCCAAAGCAGGCGGUUUUAUUUUUCUAUUGGAAAUGUACUCUGACUGUCUUGUGCAAGAGUAAAGUAGUCCAUUUUAACACUCAA